This is a messenger RNA of Ciona intestinalis (vase tunicate), 2360 nucleotides long. The record is from RefSeq and is a predicted model, not a curated record. NCBI's taxonomy places the organism in Eukaryota, Metazoa, Chordata, Ascidiacea, Phlebobranchia, Cionidae.
GAAGAACGAAACCAAAGCCUAAACCAAACAAUCUACGAUCAAAACAAAAGCCACAGGUGCAAGCACCUAUUGAAGGACUCUGUCUUAUUCGUGCGACUAAUGGGAAAAAGAAGCUCAGUACCGUCGUGAACGCUAAGGAUAUCAAUAAAUUUCAAAUGGCAUACACAAGCGUAUUGCGUGCAAAUCUUGAUGGACUAAAAAAACACGGAAAGAAAAAAUCGAAACUGGCAUCUAGCAGCAAAGUUGCUGACCAGUGAUGGUUUUAGUUGUAUUUCUAUAUUUAAAAACAGAAACCGUUUUUUUUGCAAUGAAUUGAAAAGAUUUCGUUGGGUGUUGCAACUUAUGUUAUUGCGUUAUAUUUUACCAGUCUGCAGAAUUUCGCAGCUCAUGACAAGAUCUGUUGUAUGCAGAAUCUUUUUAAUAUAAAUGUUUGCAAUCUUAAAAAUGGACACGCAUGGGACAUAUAUGUACAAGCAAUGCUAAAUUAUCAUGUAUAUUUGCUACAAAUCUCAUCUGCACUUAAUUUAUAAUAAUAAUAAUACCUUUAUUUGUCUCUUUGUUUAAUUGGAAUUAGUUGGAGUGUUUGAAACAAAUUGUUCCACACAUAAAGGAAAAAUUAAAACACUAAACAGCAUGUAUGUAGCUGCCAUUCUCUGCAGACUGGAUAUCGUAAUUGUGGUUUGCCGUUUGCAGUUGUGUUUAAAUGUUAAAGGGUUUGGGGAUUUAUUAUUACAAACAUUCUGUCACAGAUUUUGUGUUUUACUAUGUGUUGCAUAAUGUUGAGGUAAAAUCAAAGUAGCUUAUGUCACAUUUUUGUGUUUUGCUCAAACAUUGCCAAAAUGCUUCUAACAUCCAACAGAAUGCAAAAUUGAAAAAAUGACACCUAAAAUGUGACAUAAUCUGCUUUGGUUUUACCACGACGAACGAUGAUGAAUACCUUAAUCAAGAGAAACAAGUUUGUUUUUGGAUAAACUAGGGACCAUUCGUUGGUUUGUCUGCUUGUGUAAUGUCAGAUUAAUUAGAAGUAUAUAUGUUUGUUUAUAGAAAAAAUCCAUUUGGUUUUUCAUAGUCUUCACAAUUCUUGUAAUCUAACCGAAAUAUUAGAUGUGUUACUCCUUAAUGCUUAAAUGAGUGUUAAAGUACUAUUUCACUGAGCAAAUUUUUUCUUUCCAAUCUUGUUACAAUAAACACAACUCAAUGCCAUUAUUUUCUUCAGGAAGCUGCUUGGUUUAGAUUCAUGUUCACGCUUUAAUUAAUUAUUUUUAUGCAGCCAUGUUAACAAAAGCGUUAAUUUAUUAAAAUCUAAAUUAAAAUUUAAAACAUUCAUCUUUGACAUAUUUAAAGCUUCAUUUGCUUCAAUGCAUUUGUUACUAGAUUUGUGAUAUUUUGGAUUUCAAUACCACGAUACUUUUGUUUUAAUAGGUUCUCUACUGAGAUAUACAUUAUGUGGUUUUUGUAUAUAUUGACAUGGCUGUCUUUAGCAGUGCAAAUAUUAUUUGUUACAUUAUCUAUAGCUGCUGCACUUUAUUACCUGGCUGAAAUAAUAGAAGAAUACACAGUUAUGACGAGAAAAGUCGUCAAAAACAUGUUGGUGGUUUCAUGUGUUGUAUAUGUUGGGCUAUGGUUGUUUGAAAGUUUUCCGUUUACGAUAAUCGCUGUGGGUCUGUUCACGAACCUUGUUGAGUUUAGUUUGCUGCGGAGUUUCCCUUUCAUUGAACUAACUUCUCCAAAUUUUAUUGGAACAGUUUUACUAGUGUUCGUCAAUCAUUAUCUCGCAUUCAAGUACUUCAAUAAGGUCUACCACACAUUUGCAGAAGUGCUAAGUUACUUUACUUUAUGCUUGUGGUUGAUCCCGUUCACUUUCUUCAUUUCUUUAUCAGCGGGUGACAAUGUUCUUCCCUCCACUGUACAACCAUUACUCACUCCAAACCCAGAUCAUGAUGUUCUGUCACAUUACAUGACAAAGGGCAAGAAAAAAAGAUCGGUUUUGCUCACAAUAUUUGAAAACUGCAAAGAUUUUGUUAUGCCUUCGCGGACAAAACGAUUUUGAGAUUAUUUAAUAUUUUUAUUUCGUUUUAUUUUGCUGGUACUGGCCACAAUGGGAGAAAUGCAUGGAAAACAUAAUUUUGGUGUUUUGUGGUGGUUCUGCAGAACCAAUGCUUAAUAUUUAAGUCACUGCUAAAGCCCCUACUGUUUAAAAAUAGCUAUCUAUAAGACGUUUUUGUAGUAUACCAUUUUGGGCAUCAUUUAAUGCAAUAUUAUAAAAAUUUAGCUUUUCUGAAGAAAGUAUAAUUGUCUGCUUUGAUAUUUAUAUUUUAUUAUAUGGAACAGAAAAAAUAGUAAAUGCAAAUGCACGCGAG